This is a messenger RNA of Chrysoperla carnea, 2259 nucleotides long. Its product is annotated as glutathione hydrolase 3-like. NCBI's taxonomy places the organism in Eukaryota, Metazoa, Arthropoda, Insecta, Neuroptera, Chrysopidae. Gene Ontology annotation, molecular function: glutathione gamma-glutamate hydrolase. Gene Ontology annotation, cellular component: plasma membrane. The record is from RefSeq and is a predicted model, not a curated record. The transcript is spliced from 2 exons. Gene Ontology annotation, biological process: glutathione catabolic process. Bases 53 to 1714 code for a protein of 553 amino acids.
GUCAAUAUUCUAUUUUUUAUCAUCCCCAUACUAUACGUAUCGGAGUGUAACAAUGAAGAGGGUACUCUUAGUAGUGUACACAGUUGCGGUUUUAUUAAUAACAAUAAGUGAAACAAUCGCAAAGAAACAGAAUAUUGUUGUUACAAACAAUAAGUAUUGUACAAAUAUUGCAAAUAAAUUAAUCGCAAAAGGUGGGAAUGCACGAGAAGUAUUUAUUGGUGUAUCACUUUGUGAAGGACUUGUUCAUCCUAUGGAUUCUGGCGUAGGUGGUGGAUUUCAAGCUGUAUAUUAUACUAAAAGUAAAGGAAAGAAAAGAGCUUUGUAUAUUAACUCUCGAGAACAAUCUCCAAGCAAUGCUUCGUUUUCGGAUUACGAAUUAGUUGAAGGUAAUUCAAUUGGAAUUCCAAGUGUAUUGAAGGGCUAUGAAACAAUGUAUAAUUUAGAUAAAGACAAAAAUGGACUAAAGUGGAGUCAAAUUAUUGAACCAGUUAUUAACUUAUGUGAAAAAGGUUUUGAAAUGUCUAAAACAACACGUGCAAUGUUUGAGACAAUCAAGAAAUACAACACUUCGAGAGAGUACGACAAAUAUAUCGAUAUUAAUUUCAAAACAAAUAUUAUUAAAAAUCCAUUGUUCUGUAAGUUUUUACGACAGGUUAGUAAAGAUGGUCCUUCAUCCUCAAUGUACGAAGCGAAAGGUAAACUGCAUAAAAUGUUAAUGGAAGAUUUAAAGGAAACAACUUCGCAUAUUACAUCCAAAGAUGUUCUGAAUUAUAAAGUAAAAGUUAUGGCACCAGCAACCGCGAAAUUUGAAAAAUAUACGGUAUACACAACAAGAGUCCCUGGAAGCGGAUAUACAGUAUUACUCGCAUUAAAAAUGAUUGAACAAAUUAAGUCAUUAAUGAAGAAGGGUGCCUCACCAACUGAAAAAGCUGUAUAUUUAUUAAAAGUACUGAAAUAUACGUAUGCUUUUCAACCGCAAGUACGUGAAUUAACGAGCAAAACAAUUAAAAAUAUCAUUGAUAAAGGUGGAAAAAUAUUGGGAACAGCAAUUGUUAAAGGUGGUGUGGAAAUCAAACCAACAAUCCCUCGGAAAUUUGGUACUGUGACCGUUGCACCAAUGAUAUCACCAUUAAAUUUUGGUACUACAAAUGUAGUCAUAAAAAUUGGAAAUACUUCCGUUUCGGCAACCAGUACAAUUAAUCACACUUUUGGAUCGGGUAUUUUAUCGCAAAAAAUGGGAUUCUUUUACAAUAAUCAAAUGCGUGAUUUUAGCAGUCCAAAUUGGAGGCGUAAAGGAAAGCCCGUACGCAAUGCUCCAGGUCCAAAUAAAACACCCGGUUCGUCGAUUUCUGGUUUGGUGAUGGUUGAUAAAAAUGGCGUACCUGUUUUCCAAAUUGGUGCUGCGGGUGGUGGAAAAAUUUUAAGUGCUAUUGUUAAUACGUUAUUCAAUUAUUUUGUAUUGAAUCAAUCAUUAGAAAAGGCUUUACAAAGUUGUCGAUUUACACCCAAAUUAAAUUAUUCAAAAAAUAAAAUUAAAUAUAUGUACGAAUGUAUUGACGAUGAAAGUGUUGCAAAGCAACUACGUAAAAAAGGUAUUGAUUUCGUAAAAGUAGUUGAAUCUGGUUAUUCAGCGGCAACAGCAAUAUCGCAGAUCCGUUCGAAAUCGGAGGGUGUGUUCGAUAAUCGAAGAGGUGGUGCGGCAUCAUUAAGUUAAUCAUAUAUAAAAAAUAGUUAUUAAGCCCGAAUUAUAUUUUAUCAGCUGAUAGUUAUAUUGGUUUGAUACGAAAUGCAGCAAUGUUAUUAAUUUUCUUAAGUUUAGAUUAGUGCAGUUAGAGAACAGAUAGUAUGUACCGGGUGCCUAUAUUUUAAACAAUCCAGGUAAUCUAUUCGAAAGUGGACAUCUCAUAGAAGCCUUAAAUUUGAUCUAAAUUUGCAUGGUAUUUUGAAAAUCACUUGGAGGAAAAGUUUAAACUAUAUAAAGUUUUUAUUUUUAAAGUAACAAAAAACUUUUGUAAGAAAUAUUUGUUCAUUAAACUUAUAAUAUCAGCAGAAAUCGAACGCAAAAAUUUAUCGAUACUAGUUUUUCUAUUUGAUUUCUAUGAAAUCUAAACAAUGUACAAAAAAGUGUUUCCAACUUGUUGGGUUUUUUAUAUAAAAGACAAAAUUUGUUAUUUGAAGCUUUUUUCUAUUUCUCUUUUACUAUUUCCAAAAUAGUAGGUACUACUAUUUAUUUUAUUUUUACUUUCUAAAUUAAUACUA